Diaporthe citri is the source of this 948-nucleotide messenger RNA. RefSeq lists its product as uncharacterized. The coding region runs from base 1 to 948 and encodes 315 amino acids. The transcript has 4 exons. Gene Ontology annotation, molecular function: hydrolase activity, acting on ester bonds. The record is from RefSeq and is a predicted model, not a curated record. NCBI's taxonomy places the organism in Eukaryota, Fungi, Ascomycota, Sordariomycetes, Diaporthales, Diaporthaceae.
AUGAGGGCAUGCAAUGGUCUUACUUGCAACAGCGUCUUUGGUGACAGUUAUACGGAUGACGGACCAGAAUAUUACACACCGGAGCCAAGCCAGAACCAAUCCACUGUUACGUCUACGGGAGGACGAAUCUGGCCGCAAUAUGUCCAACAGUACACCGGCAUAAACCUUUACGAUUACGCAGUGUCUGGAGCAGUAUGUGACGCUUACUUCUCGCCAUCGAAGCGAAACGGAGUGAAGCAAGAUCAACUGCCGUACUUCUUGAAAGACAAGGACUGUGUCGGUGACGCCGCACUUGCUAUUCCUAGCAACGAGACGAUCUACGCAAUCUGGAUCGGGACGAACGACCUCGGCCCCUCAUCUUUCUUCACAGACAACCGCGCUGACCUUACCCUGUUGGACUACAUCGACUGCGUCUACGAGCAGCUUGAUGCGCUCCACGAGGUCGGCGCGCGCAACUUCGUGCUCCUCAACCUCGCGCCGCUCAACUAUGCUCCCAUGUACGCGCUCCCCGAGAACGGCGGCACGAUCAACACGACAUUCUGGAAAGACGAGGGGGCCUACAACGCCAAUGCGACGCAGGUCAGCGAGAAGAUGCGCCAGUACGUCGCGCUCGUCAACAGCAUAUACAACUACCGGACGUCGGAAGAGGUCCAGAUCUCGGACCGCUACCCGGAAAGCUCAUUCACCGUCUUUGACGUGCACUCAUUGUUGAGCGACAUUUGGAACAACCCUGCCUCAUACCUCAAUGGAACUGCGCCGGUGAACGUGACUUCAACCAUCACUGCGUGCGGUUCUGCCUGCAAUGAGUCUUCGGUCCGAGACAGCUAUCUCUGGUACGAUUCGCUGCACCCGUCGGAGCAGACCGAUAGAAUAAUUGCUCGUGAAUUCGUCGACAUCGUGGCUGGAAAUAGCACUUGGGGUCGGACGUGGAAGUCACCCAGUGUAUAA